GUCCGCCCGUCUCCUUCACUCACAGCCGUUUUUCUCCGACUCUCCCAAGCUCCCCGCUCCCCGCAUCCAAACGCCAAAACGCACAGGGGAAAGCAGCCGCUCGCCGCGGCGAGUCGGACCGUCGCGAUGGUGGAUGUGGAGCACCGGAUGGCGGGCAUGGCCCCGGCGGCGCACGCGGCCGGCCUGCGCCGCCUGUCCACGCGCGCCGCGGCCGGCCCUUCCUCGGCAUCGGCGUCCCCGCGCCACGGGCUCUACUCCUUCCAGGGCGUGGCGUCGUCCGUGCUCUCGCACCUCCGGGCGUCCGGGGUGGCCAUCCUCCCGGGGCUCUCCGACGCGGAGCUCGCCCGCGCCGAGGCCGAGAUGGGGUUCACCUUCCCUCCCGACCUCCGCGCCGUGCUGGCCCUCGGGCUGCCGUCGGGCCCCGGGUUCCCUGACUGGCGCUCCCGCGCGGGGCUCCGCGCCGCGUUCGACCUGCCCGUCGCCGCGGCGUCGCUCCAGAUCGCGAGGGGCGCGCUGUGGCCGCGGUGCUGGGGGAAGAGGCCGGCCGACCCCGACCGCGCGAGGCGGCUCGCCCGCUCCGCCAUACGGCGCGCGCCGCUGCUGGUGCCGCUCUUCGAUCGGUGCUACCUGCCCUGCACCCCCUCCCUCGCCGGGAACCCCGUGUUCUUCGUCACCGACGACCGCGUCCUCUGCUGCGGCCUCGACGUCGUCCACUUCUUCACCCGGGAGUCGUCCUUCCAGCCGAUGGACAUCUCCUCCCCGUUCGCGGCGAUGCCCUCCUCCGGCACGAGCACGCCUUGCACGCGCCGCAGCCUCGACGCGGCCUGCGGCGGCCAGGCCCCGCGCUGGAUCGAGUUCUGGAGCGACGCGGCCUCCGACAGGCGCCGCCGCGACUCGUCGUCCUCCGAAGCCUCCACCGCAUCCACAUCCUCGUCAGGCUGCUGCUCGCCACCUCGGAGGUCGACGCCGCGCUGGGUGGACAACUACCUGGACAAGCUCGGAUCGGUGCUCAAGAAAGGUGGCUGGAGGGACAGGGAGGUGGACGAGAUGGUGGAGGUGGCCGCCUCAGGGAUGUUCGACGGCGAGGAGGCUCCGCCAGCCGCCGACGCGGAGGCCGUGCUCGACACACUCCUCCUGAAGACGGACCGGUGCUCAGACUCCCUCAGGCGAGCUGGAUGGAGCUCGGAGGACGUGUCGGACGCGCUGGGGCUGGACCUCCGGCGGUGCAAGGAGCCGCACCGAUCGGCCGUGCGGGUGCCCCCAGAGAUCGCCGCCAAGGUGCAGCGCCUCGCGCGGACGGUGGCGAGGUCGUGACCAGCUGAUCCCGCCGGCGUCGGCCGUUAAUCUUUUCUCUUUUCUUUUCCCCUCGAAGGAGGGAUCGAUCGAUUAAACAACAACACUUGUAUGUUACUACUACUAAGUGAGAAAAGUAAACUGGGCCAUGUUACUUCGUGUGCAUGGAUACGCAAGUAAA
Aegilops tauschii subsp. strangulata is the source of this 1474-nucleotide messenger RNA. RefSeq lists its product as uncharacterized. NCBI's taxonomy places the organism in Eukaryota, Viridiplantae, Streptophyta, Magnoliopsida, Poales, Poaceae. The record is from RefSeq and is a predicted model, not a curated record.